Messenger RNA from Humulus lupulus (European hop), 4508 nucleotides. Its product is annotated as COP1-interacting protein 7. NCBI's taxonomy places the organism in Eukaryota, Viridiplantae, Streptophyta, Magnoliopsida, Rosales, Cannabaceae. Bases 324 to 4187 code for a protein of 1287 amino acids. The transcript has 13 exons. The record is from RefSeq and is a predicted model, not a curated record.
CAGCCAACUUUUCCAGUCUCUGCUCAAGGACCGGGUAUCCUAGGUGGGUGGGAAGCUCUUUCUUUUGGGUUUCUUCCAGAAUCUGAUCCCUCUCUCUCUCUCUCUUAAAGUUCAGUUUUUUUCUACUAAAGCUGGAACUUUUUUUCUGGGUUUUCUCUGAAACUUGUGUAUCUUUAGGCUCCAACCCAUUUUUGAUUGCUUAGUUUCCUGACUUACCCUUUUCGCCCCAUGUCUCCCUGAUCCCACUUUCCACUGCCAUUUUCAUCUGAAGCUCUCAAAGUGGAAGCAUUUUAGUGGGUGACUCAAAGAUUUCUCUUUUGAAAAUGAAGCCUUCAGUUCGGCUUGACUCUGUUGUCUUUCAGCUCACACCUACUCGGACUAGGUAUGAUUUGGUUAUAUCUGCAAAUGGAAAGACAGAGAAGAUAGAUUCUGGUUUACUGAAUCCAUUUCUUGCCCACUUGAAAACUGCCCAAGACCAAAUGGCCAAGGGGGGUUAUUCAAUUAUUCUUGAGCCAGAGCCUGCAAGUGAUGCUUGGUGGUUCACCAAGGGUACAGUUGAAAGGUUUGUUCGCUUUGUCCGUACUCCAGAGGUCUUGGAACGGGUGUACACCCUGGAAUCUGAGAUAUUACAAAUUGAGGAGGCAAUUGCAAUUCAGGGAAACAGUGACACAACUCUUUAUGCUGUAGAAGAACAUCUGCCAAAACCUGUGGAAAGCUUCGAAGGUAACAGAACUUUGCCAGAUACCAAUGACGAGAAAGCAAUCAUUCUUUACAAGCCUGGAGUACAGCCACAAUCGAAUGGAUCUACCGCAAAAGAGGGGAAUUCAAAAGUUCAGCUUUUGAAAGUCCUGGAAACUCGCAAAACUGUGCUGCAGAAAGAGCAAGGCAUGGCUUUUGCACGUGCUGUAGCAGCUGGUUUUGACAUUGAUGACAUUUCCCCUAUGAUGUCUUUCUCCGAAAGCUUUGGAGCCUCACGUUUAAUCAAUGCUUGUAAACGAUUUAAGGAAUUAUGGAAGAAAAAGCAUGAAUCUGGCCAGUGGCUUGAAAUUGAAGCAGCUGAAGCAAUGGCUAGAGGGGCGGACUUCUCUGCCAUGAAUGCACCAGGUGUCAUGCUUCCUAAUUUGGCCAACAAACAGAGAGAAGCAUGGCCUGAAUCACAUGCUGAAUCUGCUGCAGAAAGCAAUGGGAAAUCAGAUGAAAAGACUCCCUCAGAAAACCAGAUUCAUCCACAAGGUCAGUUUCCACAUCAGAUGUUCCCUCCGUGGCCUAUUCAUUCUCCUCCUGGUGUUGUCUAUCAACCAUAUCCCAUGCAAGGCAUGCCUUACUAUCAGAACUACCCUGGGGCUAACCCAUAUUUUCAGCCACCUUAUCCAGCAGCCGAGGAUCCUCGAAUGCACCCUGGUCAGAGAAUGGGACAGAAAAGGCACUCCAUGGACAGUAGUUAUAGCAAUGCUGAAUCAGAAACAAGAUCAUCAGAUGAUGUUGACUUAGAAACUUCACAAAGUCGAGAAUCACGUAAGAGAGGUAGCCGGUCAGGUAAAAAGCAAUCAGGCACGGUUGUUAUUCGAAACCUUAAUUACAUCACUUCAAAGGGACAGAAUUAUUCAGAUUCCGAAUCACAAUCAGCUUCAGGCUCUCAAACAGAUGAGGAAGAUGGAGCCAGUGCUUCAGAGAUGAAGCAUAAGAACUCUCAUAGCUCCUCAAAAAAGAAAGAAAAUAAUAUAAAAUCUAAAGAUCAAAACAAUUCAACUGAUAAGGAAGAAUUAGCUUAUGGGAAGGUGGCAGAUGGAGGACACUGGCAAGCAUUUCAGAAUUUCUUACUCAGAGAUGCCGAUGAAGAAAAAUGUGAGGCUGAUCAAGGUAUGUUUUCUAUGGAAAACAAAGCUCAUUCAAAACGACGACAAAAUACUGGGGGUGAAGAUCCUAUAUUUUUUGGAGGGCAAGAUAAUGGUGUAGUUCAAAAUGGGGGUGUAAUGGACAUGCAAAAAAUGAGUGGAAACAUGACUCGCAUGUCGAGAAACUCUAUGGAUGAACAUAUGAAUUCUAAAAGAGAUGGCAUAAAUGGGGACAUAGAUGGUCAAGGGGAAGUACUGUAUUCAGAAAUUAAUGGAAGAAGGGUGAGCUAUAGGAGGUCUUCCAAUGAAGAUUUUAUGAUUAAUAGGCAAAAGCAAUCAGGGUUCACAAGUUCUGCCUCAGAUCCAUUAGCCGUAAAUGGAUUUGAAGGUGUGGAAAGAAAUAUGGACAUGAGGUCAUCACAAAAUAUGGAUGAUGAUUCAUACAUAGCCUUGAGAUCAACUUCACUAGAUCAAGUUGGAAAUGACAACCCUAUUCACAUGGAUUCUGAAUUCCCGUCAGCCACUCAGAAAGCAGAGAACCAAGUUCAUUAUGAACCAGAAGAAUUAAGUAUGAGGCCUCAACGUGGGGAUGAAAUUGGGGUAAUUGGCUAUGACCCUGCUUUGGAUUAUGAAACGCAGGCUGGUACCAAAGAUGGUGCUUCGCAAGAUAAGAGAAGUAAGGAGGUGGCAGCUAAUGCUAAUCAGACAUCUAAGAAGUCAGAUAAGGGCCUGAAAUCAAAACUGCUUCAAGAUGAUAAGAAGAAGAAUGUUGGGCCAAUAAGAAGAGGAAAGCCUUCAAAGUUGAGUCCUUUGGAAGAAGCACGGGCACGUGCUGAGAAGUUGAGAACCUUUAAAGCUGAUCUCCAAAAAGAGAAGAAAGAGAGGGAAGAGGCAGAGAUGAAACGAAUAGAAGCUUUGAAAAUGGAAAGGCAAAAGAGAAUUGCUGCGAGAGGGGCUAGUGUCCCUGCUCAGCAAACAAGGAGACAAGUUCCAACGAAGACUUCACCAAGCUCAUACAAAGGAACAAAGUUUAGUGAUUCAGAGCCAGGACCAUCGUCACCUUUACAACGGUUCCCUACUAGAACUUCUUCUAUGGGAUCCAUUGAUUCACAAAAGACAUCCAAAACCAGCAGCAGAUUAACUGGAGGAAGUCACUCAGCCGGAAACAGGAUAUCCCGGUCAGCGACUUCACUGCCUGAGUCAAAGAAAGAGAAUGGAACAAAGGCAUCUAUGUCACGGAUUAGAAGGUUAUCAGAGCCUAAAAUGAUUAGUAGCCAUCCAAUUUCUUCGCUGAGAAGAGGCAUCGAACCAGUGUCAAAGUCAAAAUCAAAAAUAUCUGAUGGGUCUGAAAGCAAAAAAUUAUCUGCCAUUGUAAACUAUGAUAAAACCAAAGCUGCUACUCUUCCAGAACUGAAAAUUAGAACACCUAAGGGACCCAAUGCUACCCAGAGCAAAUCAACAACAAAAGGAGUGACACAGAAGGGUAAUUUGACUAAGUCUUCUACAACUUCUGAAGGUGCUGAAGUAAAGAGGAACAAUGAAAAGUUCUCACAUCAUAGUGAAGUAGACGAAAAUCCAGUGAUUGAAAAGACUGUUUUGGUGCUUGAAUGUGAGAAACCUUCUGUACCUGAUGUAUAUUCAGAGGAAGAAUCAUUGAGGGCAGAAAGCAAACAGACUAGUAAUCAUAAAACUAGGGAAAACAUCACGGUGGUGUCAGAUUAUGCGGCUAUUCGAGCACCAGUUUCCCCACUUAUGACUAACACGGUUCAUGAAAAACCCACCGAUGGCAAAAUCCCGCCGAUGGCUAAAAAUGAGGUUGCUACUGGUGAUGUGAACAAAGUGCUGCCACAGCUUUCAAGCCUUAAUAUUGCUGAAAAACAGUACCAAGCCCCCUAUGCACGGGUUUCUUCUUUUGAAGAUCGUACUGAGAAAUCUGAUAUUGGUAAAGCUGCUGUCCCUGUAAACCCUGAACCUGUAGCGACAAGCUCUGUGAAAGCACAUGUAUUGGAUGCUAGAAACCCAAAAUUGGAAAAGAUUCCGGAAACCCUGGAGAAGCCUCAGAUAAAGGAAUCGUCCAAGGGAUUUAGACGACUGUUAAAGUUUGGAAGAAAGAGUAACAGCUCUUCUGCGGGUGAACGUGCUUCUGAGUCAGAUAAUAUUAGCAUAAAUGGUUUUGAGGUAGAUGAUACUGCAACAAAUACUUCUGUUUCCAGCGAAGUUCAUACAUUGAAGAAUCUAAUAUCUCAAGAUGAAACUCCCACUGCUGGCACUACUCCACAAAAGCCUUCUCGACACUUCUCCUUGCUAUCACCGUUCCGAAGCAAAAGUAGCGAAAAGAAGAUGGCAACAUGAUGGCAUGGAGCUUCGAAGUGCUGAAUGUGAGGCGGCGGAGCUGUUCUUCAUUUUCCAGCAUUGUAGGUGUAGUCAUAGAGUUGUUAUAUUAUAAAGAUUGAUCAGUUCUUUUGCAAUGUAUUAUUGUUUCAUUAACAAAAGAAACAUAUAUUUAUAUUUAAUCUUAUUUUUGUACAGUACACAGCAUUGUGUUCACUUUCAUUUUUAUUAGAUGGGCUGCAGAGUAAAACCUGAUAUACCAUUCACAAAGCAAAUGUUUAAUAUGUUCAGAAGACAUUAGAUGAUUGAUGUAAUAAAGUAAAUUAUGCUGAGUAGUGAAAA